Molecule: messenger RNA, 1038 nt
Organism: Pisolithus orientalis
Lineage: Eukaryota; Fungi; Basidiomycota; Agaricomycetes; Boletales; Pisolithaceae
Exons: 9
Coding region: 1-1038 (345 amino acids)
Source: RefSeq, a predicted model, not a curated record
AUGUCUUUCAAUUUUUCUAAUAUCAGGAACUCUCCAUCUACUCAGUCUAGUAGUCAUUCAUUUGCUACUCCAUCCACCACCCCAUUCACCCAUACCCCAUCCACCACCCCACACUUCUCCCCUGCUCAAAACAAUCCCAAUAUCAAUCCCACCCUUCCAGAUGAAGAUGUCAUCCCAGCUCAUUUUAUUGAUGCCCUCACCAAUCAGUUUAGUUUUGGUGAUUCUGAGCAGGACCUAUGGCAUAACCUCCAUGGCUUUGCAAAGGCAGCCAUUUUCAGCCUAAUCAAGGAAAACUGGGCAAUGACCAAUGCACACUGCAACACACAACAACUUCUCACAGACCUGCAAAUUCAACUCAAAAACACAUUUACACUAUCACACAAACAGAAGGCUAAUGUCCAUAUUGUUGCUGGAGACAUAAUUUUUGAGGCUAGCUGGAUCACAUUUAUGACAAUCCACUUCGAUGUUGAGUCAAAGGUCCAGCAAUCCCAAAAAGAAUUACAGUUCACAAAUAUCUAUGGUAACCCAGCACAAGAGAAAAUCCUAAUGGCAUAUAUCAAGUGGCAAUGCUCAAGCAUUCAUAAUUCAUUCCAAGAGCUGCUGCAAGAUAGUGUCAUUGGAGAUGAAACAUGCACACUCUCUGAUUUUGUGUUUGAAAAUGUUGAGGAUGAUUCACCACCAAUGGAAGAUGACUCAGGCUCACAGCACCACUCUGCCCAAGAGCCUCAAAGGAAAAAGGGAGAGGAUUUCUGGUCACAAGUGGAAAAAUGGUUUGAUGCACACAGAAAGCAAUGGGGUGAUUUAUGGACCACACCCAACUGGAACAGUUACAUCAGUAGACCACUUUCUCUGGCCAGCAAAAGUGAUUUACUGAUGUACAUCUCAGAAACAAUUGCCAAGGAUGAAGAUCACUACAAGGUCUAUGUCAUUCACAACCCAUUCAUGGAAGAUGUGCACACAGAUGACAGGUUUUUCACUGGGCCCAUCACUUCAGCUGGUCUUGGGGCUGCUGAGGAUCUCCUUCAAGAAAUGGUUUGA